Loxodonta africana (African savanna elephant) is the source of this 2884-nucleotide messenger RNA. RefSeq names its product sodium/potassium transporting ATPase interacting 1 (gene NKAIN1). Bases 321 to 944 code for a protein of 207 amino acids. NCBI's taxonomy places the organism in Eukaryota, Metazoa, Chordata, Mammalia, Proboscidea, Elephantidae. The transcript is spliced from 7 exons. Gene Ontology annotation, biological process: regulation of sodium ion transport. The record is from RefSeq and is a predicted model, not a curated record.
CUGCGCGGCACUUGGUGCCUGCGCUCCGCGCUCCCCGCCAGCCGCCCCGGGGCAGGAGGCGCGCCUGGCUGCCGGCCGGCCAGACAAAGGAGGCGAGGCGCGGCGGAACCAGAGCGCGGGCGGACAGACCAUGGACUCGGAGCGCAGGCAGCCAGCCCCAGCCCUCAGGACCCGGCGCUCCCGGCCCCAGUCCUAGGCGCCCGGCCCCGCCGUCCGGGGCGCCCAGCGGGGAGACGCGGAGCCCGCGCGGUGCGGACGAGGCGGCGGCCGCCAACUAAGACGGGGCUACGCGGCGGGCGGCCCGCGCGGCCCCGGGAGCCAUGGGCAAGUGCAGCGGGCGCUGCACGCUUGUCGCCUUCUGCUGCCUGCAGCUGGUGGCUGCACUGGAGCGGCAGAUCUUUGACUUCCUGGGCUACCAGUGGGCCCCCAUCCUAGCCAACUUCCUACACAUCAUGGCAGUCAUCCUGGGCAUCUUUGGCACAGUGCAGUACCGCUCCCGGUACCUCAUUCUGUAUGCAGCCUGGCUGGUGCUCUGGGUUGGCUGGAAUGCAUUUAUCAUCUGUUUCUACCUGGAGGUUGGACAGCUGUCCCAGGACCGGGACUUCAUCAUGACCUUCAACACAUCCCUGCACCGUUCCUGGUGGAUGGAGAACGGUCCAGGCUGCCUGGUGACACCUGUCCUGAACUCCCGCCUGGCCAUGGAGGACCACCAUGUCAUCUCCGUCACUGGCUGCCUGCUUGACUAUCCCUACAUUGAGGCACUCAGCAGUGCCCUGCAGAUCUUCCUGGCACUGUUCGGCUUCGUGUUCGCCUGCUACGUGAGCAAAGUGUUCCUGGAGGAGGAGGACAGCUUUGACUUCAUCGGUGGCUUUGACUCCUACGGUUACCAGGCGCCCCAGAAGACGUCGCAUUUACAACUGCAGCCUCUAUACACGUCAGGGUAGCUUCUGCCCCGCGCCCUCCCCGGCGCCACGCCCUUGGCGGCUGGACUGACAGCGGACCGCUAGCUCGGGCCAAGAUGGGCAGGCGCGUCCCCUGGCGGCUGGCGGAACGACUACAGCUUGAGCCGGCUCGACCUGGGUUUGCAGCCAGAGAAGCUGUCUUGGACUUGGACUUGGCUCUUUGCAGCCCAGACUUCAGGGGUGGGGCGGGGCGGGGGAGGGGUGUCGCGGGGUUUGUAUUUUUUUAUCACAGCCCCGGCGUGCUCUGGGGCCUUCCUCCCUCCUCCUCCUGCGUCUCCCUUUCACCCUUCACCCCACAUCCUGCUUUCUGUCCAGAGACAAACAGCAGGAAAGACAGGCUCAGCACAUACAUUCACCAGCCCUGGGAAAAGACACCGUGAACUAAGAGCAGGAGUCCUAGGUUCUAACUGCAACUCCAUCCCUGACUCUCUGUGUGACAUCUGACAAAGCGUUUGUCCUCCCUGGGCCUCAGUUUUCCACCUUGAAUAAUUUAAAUAAUCCCUUAGCAGGUAGAACUCUGUCUGACCUUCUCAUUUGGCUCUCAAUUCCUUGGGCUAGGCUGGAAUUAUUCCCGUUUUGCAUAUGUGAAAACUGAGGUCUAGGGAUGUGAAGCAGUUGGCUUGAGGCCACACAGUUAGGCAUUUGGUGGACCCAGGCCUUGAACACAGUGUACUUUGUGUUGUUUCAGACUCCAAACACCAGAGGAUGGUCUCUGAAUUCCAUUUCCAACCCCCUUCUAGCUUGGACACUCUAGAACCCAUGUAAUCUCCAACACACACACACACCAUCAACACCACUUGCCAAUGUCUCUCUUAAAGCAAUAUACCCGUUCUCUUUUUGGGAACCAGAAGGACGGAGCCCAAAGCCCUGAAUUCAGCCUAACCCACAGGGAAGCCUUCUUAGACUCAGCCUCUGACCACCUUUGGCAAACCUUUCAAGCUCUCUCCUCUAGUAAAGGGGAAGCCACAACCCAACCGCCCCACCCCCUUCAGGUCCCUGAGGCUGGAUCGGCUGCAUCUAUGAUCCCCUACCCUUCAGCAACACCAUCAACCCCGGAAGGCUUCAUCCACCUCACUAGUUGGAAGACCUGUGGAUCUAGAGUGGAAGCAUUUACAGAUCACUCCACUAAUCACUCCAAUAUCCAGAGGCAAACUUUAAAGCCCUGAGGAGUUCUGAAGGGGCAGAAUGGGGGUGUUGGUAAUGGGGGGCAUUGGAAGGGCAGGCACCCCCACCCUUCCUUGGAGCAGUGUAGAGGUGGGAGCUCAUUCUCCCUGCCUCCUUCCACAGAUACCCCUGAGGACCCUGCGGUUUGUGCACAGGCUGGUGAGUCCUCGAGCAGAAGGGGCAGGCCUCAGUCUGUGAAAUGGGAAUGGCCCUGGGUUAGGAAGGAGGAUGGGAGGCGCAGGGAAACCCAAGGGAGCCCAGACAGUGCAAACCAUUUGCACACCUGAGCCUGUCCAUGGCGACUACUCUGCCCUUGCUCUCCACCCUUGGAUCUAGCAUUUGCUACUCUAUAAGGCGAAAUAUCCUGGAGCUAGGACCACCUCCCCCACCACCACCACCAUCCCAUCUGCAGUGCUGUGCCAUGGAGCCAGCCGCAGGAGUUCUGCUGGCCACCAGGACCACUGAGCCUGGCCAGCUGAUGGGUACAGCUCCAGAGGGGUGCAAUUCCCCUUCAGGCUGUGCUAGCUCCUGCCUCCAGCCCCCUCUCCUACCAGCUGUCAUCUUUCCCCACUCCCACCCCACCCCAUCCCUCUUUCUACUCAACGGGUUUAGCCGCUGGUGCUUUGAAGCCUUUCGUUUUUAUAAGAUGGUUUUUGCAAGGGGACCAGGUUCUCUUCUCACUGGGACAUUGUGAGACGGGAGUGUUCCCUGGGUCUUUGUGCAGGUGGGUUGAUUAAAGACGGUGAUUUCUUCUCUGU